CUUGUCAGAGUCGGCCCACUGAGCGUCCCUGAUAAGCAGAAUCCCCCUCAGAGGAAGAAAGCAGAUCAGAGGAGUCAGAGGGCAGAAGCUGUGUAUUUAACAGUAACACACAUUUGAAUUAAGGAUGAAGCCACAUCGCGUCAUGCAGACUGGAUAUACAGGUUGUUACUUCCUUCUGAUGUGGGUAUGCUUUGUGGUUUUUGGAGCAUCAACAGAGAGCAACAUGGAGGAGAAAAGAACUGCGUAUGAGAAAUCCGUGCGUCAGUCUCAGCGUUUGUGUGCAGGUGAACAGGAGUACGUUGACGAGAGGAAACGAGUCGUCCUGCAGUCUCUCAACAGUCUGGGAAUCAGCUGUUCUGAAGACUCGGUCCCUCACAUCGCUCUGCUGGCUUCAGGUGGAGGUCAGAGAGCCGCCGUGGCUCUGGUGGGUUCUCUCCAUCAGAUGGAGAAAGACGGUCUGCUGGACUCUGUGCUCUACCUGGGAGGAGUCUCUGGGGCGACAUGGUCCAUGGCCUCUCUGUACAGUGACCCACAGUGGAGCGUGGGGAUGGACAGGGCCGUGUCCAGCCUGACGAGUCCAGGGGUGGAGCUGGACGAGGCUCUGUCAUGGCUGGGCGAGCGAGCGAAGGAGGAGCAUUUCUCUCUCACUGAUAUCUGGGGGGUGCUGACCUCAGCUGGAAUCAUGAAACAGAUGGACCUGCGGCGCCUUUCUGACGAGGCCAGCAGAAACGCCACCAACCCCUACCCCAUCUACUGCGCCUUAGAGAAGCACUGUUUCUCCGAGGGGCCUCUGGAAGCGACCUGGUUUGAGAUGAGUCCUCAUGAGGCCGGGUUCACAGACCUCGGCCUCUUCAUCGAAACGUCUCUUCUGGGCAGCAAGUUCGAGAACGGGGAGCUGCAGGAGGAGAUAGCUGAGAUGGACAUGGUCAAACUACAAGGUGUUCUCGGUUGUGCGUUGGCCCAUGGAGAGACGAUCAAAGAGUUCAUCCCUCACUGGCUGAAAGUGCCUGGUCUAGUGGAUGCUGCAGCUGCAGAGUAUGUCCGUCUUUACCACGCCUUCCAUAAACUCGUAACUCUGACCAGAAACACCGUCCAGGAUCCCGCUGCACAGGCUGACCUCGACAAGCUGCACAAACUACUGGAGGAUGCUCAUGAGGCGCUACGUAAUGAGUCAGAGAGUUUGCAGGACAAGGAAAGUGUUUCCCAGCAGAGGACUGAGCAGCUGCUGGCUGUGGUGGAGCGCUGGAGCCAGACUCUGGAGGAUGGAGCUUUUAAAAAUCACGUCAUGUUCAUAAUUUUGCGUGUCCUUCCUCUGAUCGUGAAGUGGGAGUGGGGAACAACCAACAACUUCCUCUACCAAUACCAAAACUCCAGCGUCCCAUCCUGCCUCCACACUAAAGAGAGUUUCUACCUCGUGGACGCUGGCUUGUUGGUGAACGUCGCCUACCCGUCAUUUCUGGGAGACAAGAGAGACAUCAACCUCAUCAUCGCUCCGGAGUACAGCGCAGGGAACAUGUUUGAGACUCUGACUUUAGCCAGAGAUUACGCAGCCAAGCUGAAGAAGCCGUUCCCUGAGUUAGAUGAGAAAAUCCUGGAGGAGAGAGACUGGCCGAAGGACUGCUACGUGUUUGAGGGGAAAGACAAGGAGCCCACCAUCGUGUUCAUGCCGCUCUUCAACAGAAACAACUGCAAAGAUGCAGAGGAGGUGAAAGCAAAGAUGGCGGAGUUCUCCACCUUCCAGCUUCCGUUCAGUCAGGACAAGAUCGAGUUUUUGUUGGAGACGGGGAAAGAGAACAUGAAGAGAAACAAACAAACUCUGCUGAGAGAGAUCAAGAAGGCGGCUGAACUCAAACGCUGCAGGAAGUCUGCCCGGGAGGGAAUCUCUGAGUCUUGUCUUUUUGGUUUGGUGUAAUGCAGACUCCUCCGGUUCCUCCUGCUUGUAAGUCCUUACUUCCGGCGUCGAUGCGAGUGGCCGCAUAUCCAGUAGCUCUGUCCCUGCCGUAUUCGUUUUUUUCGGGUUAAUAUAUAAGUAUGGGAUGGGGGCGUCGGUUUUUGCGGUUUAAUUUGUAACAAAUGUUUCAUGUCAUGUACAUCUUGUAACCUGCUACUGGAUACUUUGAAUUUCCCUCGGGAUCAAUAAAGUAUCUAUCUAUCUAUCUAUCUUGACUUUAUAAGAGUUUAAACUCUCAGAGAGACAAAGUAUAUGAUUUAAAAAAACUCAUGUCGUCCUCUGGAAUCAUGUGAUGCAUUUGGAUAAUAAAUAAAGGUUUGUUCAUUGUGA
Molecule: messenger RNA, 2281 nt
Organism: Labrus mixtus (cuckoo wrasse)
Lineage: Eukaryota; Metazoa; Chordata; Actinopteri; Labriformes; Labridae
Product: cytosolic phospholipase A2 gamma-like
Exons: 14
Coding region: 125-1912 (595 amino acids)
Biological process (GO): glycerophospholipid catabolic process
Cellular component (GO): nucleoplasm; cytosol; nuclear envelope
Molecular function (GO): calcium ion binding; calcium-dependent phospholipid binding
Source: RefSeq, a predicted model, not a curated record